GUUUUCGAUUCUCGCGCGUCGCGCAUGUAUGUAUGUUUGAUGUUGAUUUCCGUUAUUAGAAAAUCGAAUGCUGACAUCUUAAAGUUGAACAAAACAUUUCGUUAAUUUGGGUACGUAUGCGUCGAAGUUGUUUUUCAAUAUGUCUCUACGGUCUGAUUAAAACAUAUAUAAAUCGAAAUAAUAUAAAUGCUAAUACAAAAUUGAUUGUACAAUGAUUUUUCUAUGUUAGGUCCAGAUCUAAUUACUGGUAUUGUUCUUAUACCUUAGCUUGUUCAAUUCAUUACGUAUUUAUUUAUCAUUAUCUAUAGGAUAUUUUUCUAAUCUCUAGAAAACUAAUUUUAUUUAACCAAUUUUUAAGUCCGGGACUGAUCUCUCAGAUAAUUAUCCUCCUAUUUCUUGUCUGAACGUAUUACCAAAAUUAUUUGAAAAUCUUGAACCAAAAGUGUAAUAUUUUUAAAACAAAUUUUACCUGAUAACAAACAUGGAUUUUGUUAAACAAAUUCAACUUAAUAGUACUUUAUUCAGAUUUAAUGCAUGCAAUGGUGUUCAAGUUGAUGGCAUCUACACGGAUAUUAAAAAGGCGUUAGACACAAUAAAUGUUAAUGUAUUUAUAAAUAAACUUCAUACUAUUGAUGUAAGAGAUCCAAUUAUUCCAUGGUUCAAAUCACUUAUCUGACCAAAUUAAAUGAAUUCUCUCAGAAUAUUAAUGUAUCCUCUGGAAUACCACAAGGUGUUCAUUGUUAGCCCUUACUAUUUAUAAUUUUUGUCAAUAAUUUAAAAAAUAUUUUGAUUUUGUAAAUCCGCUUUAUAUACAUACAAUUUAAAGCUAUUCAUUACACUUUCUUUUAUAGAUGAGUGUAAUAAGCUACUAUAUAACCUCGAUCAAUUCUGUUUAUAGUAUGCAAACAACAGUCUAAAUUUAAAUACUGAUAAAUACAUUAAAAUAAUAUUCUUUUCAUUCUAUGUAUCUACUGUCAACCGUAAUUAUUGUCUAUUCACAUUAGUUGAUUGAAUAUUAACUCUAGGUAGUUAAAAAACUUUUUUGAUUUUUUUUUUUUAAGUAUCUCUUGGAAAUGAAACAUAGUUAGAAAAAUAUUUGUAGUCUAUACUUUUUAGUUAUAUUUUUGUCUUAUAUAAUUACUUUAUAGUACUAAAUAGUAUUGUACUUGCUUUAUUUUAUUGCUCCAUUUUACUUGUCUCUAUUAUGUAUACUGAAAUAACUUUUACCAUGUAUGUAUAAAUGUAUUAUUUCUGUACUAUAUGCCCACCAUGUGUUUAUUCUCAAAAAUAUAACAGUUGCUAAAUAUAAAUAUAGAAGAAAGUAAUAUAAUUAAGUAAAACAAUUUUCUUUUUUAUAUAUAUAUUUAUUAUUUUUUUAAAUUUAAUUGGUAGCAUCAUCUAAUUAAGUAUAUCUUCAUAAUAUAUAUAUCAUAUAUCAAUAAUUAUUUAUAUUUUUUUCUUUUGUAAGAAUUGCUCAAUCAUUUGUUUAUCUGUACAUAACAAAUGUAUUAUUUCAGCCUUUCACUACAUAUAUCACACUUCUAAAUUCUUCUCAAACUCUUUUUAGUAUCCUUAUUUUAUACAGAUCACUUUUAAUCCACUAUCUUUUGUUUUUUUCUAUAAUAGCCAAGUAUCUUUCCUUCAAGAAUCCAUUUGAUAGCAUAUAACUAUUGAUUAUUUUAAAUUAUUAUAUUUAUGGUAGGUUAUAUUAAUGUACCUUAUAUUAAUUAUUAUUAUUAUUAUUAUUAAUUAUAUUUAUAUACAGAAAUGAGCAAGUUUCAGUAGGUAUGUAGUGUAAUUGGAUAGUAAAUACAAGUUACUCUAAUUUUAGGUAACUGGUUACAGUAACAUAGCAAUAGUUAGAAAUGUUCACAAAAAUACAUGAAAAUAGUUGUCAAUCAAUAAUGUGCAUUAAAUUAUACAAUUGUAUAAGUUAAAAUUAAUACUUGUACAACUACUUUAAAUAAAUAGUUAUUAUUACUAUUUUUUAUAAAAUCUUAACUAAACAUUUUAAAAUAAAAAGAAAUGUAAAUUAUUACACAAAAUAUAGGUUAUAUAUAUAUAUAUCUUUUAUUGCAAGUUAUGAAACAAUUUUUAACCAGUUACAUGUUAUAGUUAAUUGAAAAUGGUGUAACAGAUUAAUAGUUACAAGUUGUAAAAAUAACUGGGCUAUAGAACUGAUCGAUUCAUUGAUGUAUGUAUCAAUUAGUGCCCAUCCCUGUUUAUAUAAUAUUUUGCAGCUACCUACUCACUUAUUUAAUUUAUUUCAGGAUAUAACAUAUAUUUAUAAAUUAUUUGUAUAAUUUUUAGAAUUCUGACAAAAAUACCAACAAUGGACGAUUCCAUGAAAACCGAAAUGUUUGCUGACUUGAACACUAGUAAAUACACAUAUAUAUAUAUAAUAUUACUUCAUACUUAAGUACUUCAUACUUUUUUUUUUUAGAAAUUACUUUCAUAUGCAUGGUUUCUUAACAAUAUUUUAGUUUAUUCUUCUUAUUUUCCUUCUUGGGUAAAUCGGCCCUUAGGACCAUCCCAACAUAUAACCUUGAUUCCAGUUUUCUCUAUUCAAUGUUUGUGUCUUCCAAUUUCUACCUCCUAAUUUUACUUAAGUAUUACUUAAAAAAAACUGUUAAGUUAUAUAACAUUAAAGUAAUCACAAUAAUUUGAGAAGUAGUUAACUUCUCUUUUCUUUAUUCAAACGCAUUGGAUCCUAUGUUUCAUAUGCUCAUAACAGUCACUGUACAAAAGAUUCAAGAACAAGUUACCUACCUAUGUACUGUUUUUACAGGUAACAAUGAAUCUGUAAUAGAUUUUACAGAUAAUUUAACAAAACUAAAAAUGAGAAAGUCACAAUUCAACUUGUCUGUUUCACUAACACCUGGUGAACUUAGUGCUAUAUUUGACACAACUACUGCACAGCCAAAAUCAAAUUGUAAGAUAAAUAUUUUUCUAUUAAUCUUAAAAAUAUAAAUAAUAAUUAUCUAAUUUAAAUAUGCUUCAUUAGCUGAAAUUAGGUUACAUAAUCAGUUUCUGGAGGUUCUUCAUACAUAUCAAAUAAGUUCACCCUUACAAAUAUUGGAAAUACUUCAAUACUUCAUUGAUGUUUGUAUGGAUACGCUCUCCAUUUUAAAAGAUCAACAUCAAGUAUGAAAUAGUUUUAAAAAUGUAUUUCAUUUUAUUUUAUUUUUCAAUAAUUUUUCAUACCUUGUGAAUUUUUAGAAUGUGGAUUGGUUGGAACAUGAAUUAAAUACAUGGCGUUUACUCUUAACAUUAUUCCAAGUACAACAUUUAGAACCUGAAGAAAUACAUAAUAUAAUUAGUGAUCGUGAUUUAUCAGAUGCAUUGUUUCAAGAAGAUCAAAAAUUAAAAGGGGUAAUCCAUACAAUUAUAUGAUUUAUAGAUAAAAUUAAUAAAUUAUUAUUUUUAUUCAUAGAUACAAAGAAUUGUUGAUUGGUUAGAACAUUGUUCUGCAGAAAGUAUAGAAAAUGAAUUCAUGAAAAAUGCAAAAAUCUUUUCAGAUGAAGAAAUUGCUUGGCCUAAUACUUUAGGUCAGCUUUUGGUAUGCAUAUGUUUUUUAUUUGUAUAAUUUUAGAAAAGUAUUUAGAUACAAUUACACUGUUCACCCAUUUUCAUGGUUAUGUAUAUAAUUUUAAUUUUUAGAAAAAAGAAUUAAUUUAUCAAAGCUCCGGUACUAUGGUAACUCAGUUAGAUCCAGAUGCACCUAGCAGACAAUCAAGAUCCAUUCAUGAUUUAGAUCAAGUAUACACACAUUUAUUAUUAAAACAUAAGUCAGUUCUGUAAAAACUACAAUUGUAUUAAAUAUAUAAUCAGAAUUCUAUUUUUACAACAGUUUUGGAACAAACAAAAUACCUUAAUUGUUUAGAUUCUAAGUAGUUUGAGGAAUGUUUAUUAAUUUUAACAAUGAUGUUUUUCUUUUUCUAUCCGAACAACUUAUCUAUCAGGAAUUUUGUUCUGAUUUUCAAUUAUAGCAAUUUUUUCUGGAAGGAAAUCGUAACUGGGGUAAUCAUUUUUUUAAUUUUCCCUAUAAAUGGGGAAACAGGUACAAUACUAAACAAAUAUUAAAGAAAAUACUGCAAUUAUUUUAUGACAUAAAAUAUAUUGUUGACAAAGCAACACUAUUAACCGAACUUCACUCAAAAUCAUUUUUCAUUAGCAGUGGUUAAUUGUUGCGUACUAAUACAUUAAAUUUCCUUUCAACCUUACAACAAAUUAUAUCAACUUUAUUGUCCACAAAAAAACUGUUUCAUAAUGGUAUUAAGUAUUACAAUAACAUUGUAAUAAUGUUUAAGAAUCUAGAUAAAUUAAAUUGUUCAAUAUAAAUUAUAUUAUAGUUAAUAAUAUUUCAAAUUUAUUCAUAUGACUCAUAUUAAUUUUAAUUACCUUAUAGGUAGAUGACGAUAGACUUUUACAACAGGUGUUUGUUGAAAUUCGUUGUGGUCGGUUAGAAAAGGCUCAAUUAUUAUGUUGUCAGUAUGGCCAGUUUUGGAGGUCAGCUAUAAUGGAAGGAUGGCGUCUAUACCAUGACCCAUUUUACAGACCAAAAGAAGAGCAAUCAUCAUCGGAUGAAGUACUUGGAAAUCCAAAUAGGUAUUUAAUUUAUUUAUAUUAUACUAUUGAAGACUUAUUUUAAUGCAUUUUAGAGAUAUUUGGAAGUCAUGUGCUUGGAAAAUAUCUUCAGAUCCAAAGAACUCACCAUACUGGAGAGCGACCAUUGGCAUAUUAUGUGGAAAUAUUGAUGCUGUUUUACCUGUUUGUAAUCGAUGGGAAGACAUUUUAUGGGCACAUCUCCAUACUAUUGUGAAUGUAACCAUUGAGAAUCACAUACAAACCAACAAAACAAAUAAUUUUAUACGUUUGCCCGAAAAAUACUGGGAGUACAAGUACGUUCAUCUGUGCAUAUGUAUAUAAUUACUAGGGUGGCUCUUAAAUAGGCCAUUGUUGAGUUUUAAGUGCACCACCUAAGAUGGUUCCAAAUAAAUAAAUAAAAAUCCACUCCAAUUUUUAAAGCUUUAUCUCAAUAUUAACCUGUACCUCAAGCUACCUACUUUUUUCCAUUUAAUUAACAGGGGUUUUUAUUGACUUUAGUUCAUAAUUAUGAGGUGUCACUUUGUGCUGAUUCCAACAUGAAACCUAUAAGUAGUACCCACAGUAUUUAUAUUUUUCAGAAAAUUGCUGAUUUUUAAAUGCUUUAUUUUUUUAAUUUAUUUAGAAUGACUAUGAAUGACAUUAUAACUGAAUUAAAAUCCAAUGCUAAAUUAUCAGUACGUCAAGAAGCACAUAAACCAAAACGUCAAAUUCAACAACAUUUUAUGACCAAUCAGUAUCGUGAAUUAGUGAACAAUAUGGUGGAUUGGGCAGCAAAUUCAGAAUCAGAUCCUCAAUUCUUACGUUUUCUGGCACAUUUGAUCUUAGUUAUUCGUUGGGCAGGUAUUCAACAUGAUGAACAGGCAGCUAAUUCAAUAAUACAAAAAUAUAUAGAGGUAUACAAUUUCAGUUAUAAUUUAUAAUAUGAAAUAUAUUCUACCAAUUAAACUUAUUUUAGAUUCGGAGUGUAGUUUUACUAUUUUUUUUCUGUCUAUAAAUAACUUCUACCAAAAAAUUUGCACCAAAGUAUAAACUUUACUACUACAGCACUUUUUCUGAAAGGUAAUUUUCUCUAGUUGGUGCAUUGGGGAGGAUAUUUUUUGAUUUUCUAAGGGGUUUUUAAAAUAAUUGAAAAAACAAAAUUAUAGGUAAAUUGGCAAAUAUGUAUGGCACGCCACGGUGUUACCUUUUUCAUUAUUUUCAUUGUGUUAUACUUUAGGUUUCUACCAGAAAUAUUACUCCAAUUGAAAAAUGACAAGAUUGCUAUGGUUGUUAAAAAUCUGGGUUUCUUAAACUAAAAAAUCUAUAAAAAGUAUCUGCACUGCAUGGUAUUUUAUCUCACCUACAAAGAAUUAAAUAAGUCAGUGAUUCUUAAACUGGUUUGUGGCCCCCUGGGGGUUCAUGAUAUUUAUGUUGGGGAUCCGCGGCAACUCUUUCAGUAAAUAUUGAUUAUGAUAACAUGAGAUAUUUUGUAAAAAAAAAAAGGUAUUCGAAAAAAGAUUGGUAGGGGUCUGUGAUUUUUAAAAGUCUUUCAUCAGGUGUCUGUCAUUCGAUGUGCACUAAAAGUUUAAAAACUUCUGAAAUAAACAAUCAAAAUAAACACGGGCAUCUCAACAAUAGACAAAUUCGAAACCGAAGAUACAUGUACUGAGAGUACAUCUUGAAAUUUAAUAAUAUGGCUAUUAUUAACCUACCAUAAGAAAACUAUUAUUAUAUAUUGUGAAUUUAUAUUUAAUUUAAUAUUGAACUCAUUUUUUGAACCACUAAAAUUAAAAUAUUUUAUAGUACAGUAAAACUUCUGUUAAGGGUCAUAUCUAAAUAAUGGUUAGGUUAUAAUAGAAGUUUUACUGUACUAAUAUUUCGGCUAUUUCAUUUUUUUAUUCAAAACACAAUAGACCAUACCUAUUUUCCAUUUACCCGUUUUUUGAUAUCUGAAGUAUUUUUUAUAAUAAUUAGGAAAAGCCAAAAGAUGAAAUAUUUAAAUUUUGUUUAAAUUACGGCACAAUAAUUUCAUUAUUUUAAAUUUUUAUGACUUAUUUUCUACAAAAAAUUUUGCUCCAAUAAUAAAACAAGAAGUCUUUUUUUGGUUGAAUUUUUUUUUCUAGUUGGUGGCAAAAGUUUUUUUUGAUUUGCAGUUUUUUUAAUAAUUGAACAAAAUCAAAAUGUAUGUUGAAAAAUGCAUUCAAAUACUUAGACUUUUCACAAUAUUCAAGAAGUAUCUAGUGUUACUGACUGUCCUUCAUGAACGGCUCGUAACACUAGUGACGAUACCAACUUUGGUUUUUCAAAUAAGAAGCUAUAUUAAAAAUUUAAUUUGUUGACAGAGUAUAAUUUUAAAUACAUUUUAGUGUCUAAAUUUUAGAUUUCCGUAAACCUAAUGACGAAAUAUUCCAUUUUAAGUUUAGGUAAAGGGAGAGUAGUAGAGUAUUAUUUGUGUGGCAGCAUGGCGUGCAGCAUCUUAUCAGUGCUCCACUUCACUCCUAAACUUGAAAAGUGAAAGAUCUCAGGAACAGGUUGACCAAAAUCAAAAAUUUACACCUAAAUUCAUUUAAAUAAUUAUCCAUCUAUUUAUGGAAUUUUUUUUUUUGGUUCUCAUUUGAUAAACCAAAGUUGUGUCUCGCAGCAACAUGAUACUCUUUAAAUGCUGUGAAUUAUAUUUGCUCUAACUUUAUUUUUAAAAAUUCUUAAAAUCAGAAUUUGAAUAUAUGCAAAAUUAACCCUAAAAAUGGAAUGAAGACACUUAGUGAACCACUCUAUGUAUGAUUUUUUUUAGAACUAGUAAAACAUUUAAAACAUUUGAGAUAUAUAUAUUUAUAUAGCUAUAUAUAGACAUUAUAAUUUUGAAAGUUUUUUAUGUCAUUUUUAUUUAGUAGAUACUCUGUAGGUAAAUUGUUAGACUUAACAGAAAUACUUAAAAAUUCAUAAGAGGUUCAUUAAAGUCGUACUUUGUGGUAAAAAAAAAAAUUGAGCUUAAUGUAAUACUUUUUUUAUAUAAGUUUUAAAAUACAAUUUUGAUGAAAAUUGUAAAUAUUACAACCUUUUAAAACAUGUAUAACCAAACUUCACUCCGAAUCGUUUUUCGCUAUCAAUGAUUAUCCUUGGUUCCAAGUUUAGAUUAAAUAACUAUGUAUCUCACCUUCCUCACUACCCACCAGAACAGUGACCACACCCGUUCCCAGUAUCAGUUCUUUUUUAUUUUUAGGUCCUAAUUCCCAUGCAUGACCCAGUUCUAGUAGCUUACUACACGUCACAACUGGAAAGAACUAGUCAAGUGACUAUUUAUUCAAAAUUUUUGGAAAAAAUGAUUUUGCCAGAGCAACGUUCUAGUGGAUUGAAGGCUGGUGAAGAUGUUAAACUCCCAGUUGAAGAAAUAACUAAACGUAUAGUAGAGACAUACCGGUACAUAUUUUAAUAUUUACUGAUCAUGUUCUUUAAUAUAUUUUGAAGUUUUGUUGACAAAUUUAUAAUAAUACUUAUAAUAUUAUAGAAAUCGAUUUAACUACACUGCUUCUAGUACAGAUUUAUUUUCGGAAAUAACCAAUGAUGACAAUGAACUCAUUUCAGCAUUAGAUUGGAUAAUUUAUUAUCCCAGCCAGGUAGAAGAAGCAUUUAUACAAAUUAAUGCAACAGUACGUAAUUUUAUCGCCCAAGGCAAAAUUCAAGCAGCUCGUUUAGCAUUUAAUAAGGUUUGUCAUAUACUAUAUUUUAUGAAAUGCAAUAUUGUAAUAGUUAAAAUGCUGUAAUAUGAAACAUUAGAUUCAGAAAGAAACAAUGACUCGGUUAGUAAAUAACGCAAAUAUUGAUGUUGAAAAACUCAUGAAAUUGGACAUGUUACCGAUUUCAGGAAAUACACAAUCACAUGUCUUGGAAUAUUUCGCUUAUAAAUGUUACUUGGUAAGUUACUGUACAUGUACAUUUUUUAAAUUGUAGUUAUUAACAAAAUUAUUAUUUAGGAUGCAGAAGAAGGAUUUGCUGAAUGGUUUCAUGAAUAUCAUCAAACUAAACCCAUUGAACCUGUCAAACCACUUGUAAAUACAGAGUAUUCCAAAAAAUUGAUUUAUGAACACAAUAUGGAGCAAUACCAAACAGCAUUAAAAAAUUGGAAACAAAAUGUAUCCAGUUCAUCACAAGUAUGUGGGAUGUUUUUCACAAUUACUUAUAAGAAAGUAUAGUAUUUUUGUAUUUAUUAGAUUGUUGUUGAACAACUUUUCAACUUGUUGUAUUUCCCCGGAGGCUGGCUUGUAGACCAGAAAAAUGAAGAUCUAAGUCGUCGUGAAUAUUUUGAACUUCUGCGUACCAUAUGUAUUCCUAAGGUCAGUUUAUCUCUAGUGUUUAGUAUUUCUAUACUAUUAUUAUAUACUAUUAGUUGGAGUUAAAGGUGGUAGUUGCAUGCUUUAACAAUGUUAAUUUGAAAACUUUUUGAUAUUUUGUAAAUAUCCAAAACACAACCCUUGUUAAAAAUUAAUAAUAACUGUUAUUUUAAAAUGAUAAACCAUUUGAAUAAUAAUUCUUUGUAAAACCCAGAUUUUAAUCUAGACUUGUCCUAAAAAUUUGCCUUCAUAUAUUAUUAUUUAAUUUAUUUAAUUUUUUGUUUUUGAAAAACUUACAUACAAAGUUCAUUAAUUAUAAUAUAUUUUUUUUAAUUUAGAUUUUUAUACUUCUACAUACUAUAUUACAUAGUGCUGAAAGGUAUACAGAAUGUAUCAAGUUAGCUGGUUAUAUAACAGAUGAGACCUAUAAAUUCUACCAAGUAAUUCCUACUUAUAAGUAUUAUUAUAAAUCUUGCAUAAUUAAUUAUUUAUAAUUUCCAGUUGUUUACACAAGCCAGCUUAAAGAAAUUAUUAGCAAAAAUUGCCGAAUCAUCAGUGUGCUUAAUGGAAUCUUCAGAUCAACAAUUAGAUCCCUGGGGAUUUUAAUCAAAUAAAAAAUAGAAAAAAAAAAUAUGCGUAAAAUGUGUUAUUUUUAUUUCCACUCUAGAUAAGCUUAUUUAUAGGACUAAAUUAAGAAAAAUAAUAAUACUUUGUAUUAUAUUCAUAAAUGUA
This is a messenger RNA of Cinara cedri, 9647 nucleotides long. NCBI's taxonomy places the organism in Eukaryota, Metazoa, Arthropoda, Insecta, Hemiptera, Aphididae. The record is from the annotation of a GenBank genome assembly.